AUGGGCGGCGAUACCCUCGGUCCCGAGCUAGCCGGACGUACAACCACGACCACGACCACAACCGUACCUGUCAGUGAUGGCGCGAAGCCGCAGAAGCGUCUAGCUUGCACCGUAUGCCGCAAGCGUAAGCUCAAAUGUGACGGAUCGCGACCGAGCUGCGGUACCUGCUCCCGACUUGGCCAUGCGUGUGCAUACGAGGAACAGAGGAGGAAGAGUGGCCCGAAAAGGGGCUACGUCAAGGCCCUGGAGGAGAGACUAAAACAAGUCGAGACAAUGCUCCAGGGAGCCGAACCGAGCGCAUCGCAAGGUCCGCGACAGCACGCUUCGGCGACCCUCCCCACACGAGAUGCGCCGCCCAGUCAGAGGAGCAACAAGCGGACGGCUACAGAGGCCAGCAUGGGUGCUACGUGGGAAGGGAUAGAUGCAAUGGACAGCGAUCAAAACAAUACCUCCGCCGCACCGCCUAUGGAGGACUUUACAUUUGACCCCAACCUGAACAUGAAUCUCAACGGCAUGGGUGGUGACUUCUCGUGGGAGAUGAUUGGGCUGGGACUCGAGGAGCCCUUGCCGCCACAGGACACGAUCGAUCAGUUACAUCAGGCGUACUUUGACACUGUGCAUCCUUCGAUCCCCAUGAUACACAAGUCGCGGUACCUGAUGGCUAUGAACCUGGCCCCGAACCAAAGACCGCCCGUUUGUCUGCGCUAUGCCAUGUGGACCAUGGCCUGCUCACAUUCCGAGAAGCUCUAUGGCUUCAAGGAUCUCUUCUACCAGCGCGCGCGGAAGUACAUGGAGGCAGACUACAUGAAGGGCUUUGGCGAGCAGGUCAUCAGCGUGGCCCAUUGUCAGGCGCACGUGCUGCUGACGUGCUACGAGAUGAAGAUGAUGUACUUUCCCCGCGCCUGGGUCAGCACGGGCUCUGCGAUACGCCUGUGCCAGAUGAUAGGACUGCAUCGCGUGGAUGGUGUAGGUCUCGAUGUGAAGCAAUGCCUGGCGCCUCCCAAGGACUGGAUAGAGAAGGAAGAGCGGAGGCGAACGUUCUGGAUGGCGUACUGCCAAGAUCGGUAUACGAGCAUCGGUACGGGAUGGCCCAUGGGUGUGGAUGAGCGAGAUGUCAUGGCCAACCUGCCUGCGUCGGAGGAGGCCUUUGAAACUGGCAAGGCGGAGCAGACGUUGAGUCUCGGGGAAGCGACGAGUCCAUCGGGGGCGUCGAGACUGUCGUCUUACGGCGCGGUCUGUCUCAUGGCCUCUCUCUUCGGUCGCAACUUGGUGCACCUGCACCGCACGGAUGGGGAUGAUCAAGAGAACGACAUUAACGGACCGUUCUGGAAGCGGCAUCGCCACCUGGACAACAUUAUACUCAACACAGCGCUGUGCCUACCUUCCCAACUUAAGCUGCCAGCUGGGCUUGGGAACCCCAACGUCGUGUUUGCCAACAUGGCCAUUCACACGUCGACAAUCUGCCUGCACCAGGCCGCGAUCUUCAAGGCCGAGCAGAACAAGCUGCCAGGGUCUGUCAGUAGCGAAAGCAAGGUGCGGUGCAUCACUGCGGCGAAUGAGAUUGCCAGCAUCAUGCGGACAGUAUCACACAUAGAUCUGGACACGAUGAAUCUCUGCAUUUCAUUCUGCCUGUACGUGUCCGCUCGCGUCUUCGUGCAGUACCUGAAGAGCAGACCGGACGACAGCCAGACGGCGGACUCGUUACGAUUCCUGCUGUCGGCCAUGAACGCACUGAAGCAGCGGAACCCCCUGACGGAGAGCUUCCUCGCGCAGCUCGAUGUUGAUCUGGAGGCGUUGGCGGUGAGGAUACCGAAACUGCGGAAAGACUUUCACAACAUGCACGCAGAUCCACAGAGUCAAGACAAGACGAGGAGCAACUGCGAUUGGAUGAACGGCGCUGGAGGCAGUCCAUCUUACCGCAAUGAGUGUCACUUUUUGAAGACGCUGGGGGACAAUGGCAACCCGGCCGAAGGGCCCAAUCUCGUCGAGCCACGGCCCGAAAUGGUUGAUUUCCAGGAUUUCGAGGGCGCGGACAAGAUGACCGGCUUCAAUGCCGACGCAUGGUUGGCCUCUAUGAACUCUACGACACCCCAAUCGGGGCGGACGCACGACAGGGGAAGUGCGAGCGCAGACAACAUUGGCGGCCUGGGUUCACCGGGUCACUCGAGCGGCGUGACGCCGAAUUCGAGCACGAAUGGCGGCAAGGACAGUGCGUCGGACGGCCGUGGACCAAAUAAUUUGAUGGGUCUGGGACAGACUUCGUUCCAGGCCAGUCCCAUCUCGUCCCAGCGGAAUGUGAUGGGCGCUGGGGGUCUGGAUGCUCACCAAGCCAACUUGUUUGCCACUGUGAACGACUACACAGUCAUGGGCGGCGGCGGCAGCGGCGGCGGCGGAGGAGGAGGAGGAGGCCAGAACGGAUUCGGUCUUGAGCAGAAUGAUUGGGGCAUGGACAUGCUCGCCAUGCCGCAACCGCAGCAGCACCAGCCGCCGCAGGGACCUCAACACGCUGGCGACAAUGUCCUGCAGGCUUUGAUGCACAUGGGGCCGAUGGACGCGAUGGAUCUGGGUGCGUGGGAUCAGAACAGUGAGCAGCUGCGGCAAUGA
Molecule: messenger RNA, 2604 nt
Organism: Emericellopsis atlantica
Lineage: Eukaryota; Fungi; Ascomycota; Sordariomycetes; Hypocreales; Bionectriaceae
Product: fungal-specific transcription factor
Exons: 5
Coding region: 1-2604 (867 amino acids)
Biological process (GO): regulation of DNA-templated transcription; DNA-templated transcription
Cellular component (GO): nucleus
Molecular function (GO): DNA binding; DNA-binding transcription factor activity, RNA polymerase II-specific; zinc ion binding
Source: RefSeq, a predicted model, not a curated record